AUGAGCAGCAGCAGCAUCAGUAGUAGUAGUAGUAGUAGUAGCCGCAUUGGAGGUAAAAGUAAAAUCCAGUGCAGCAAGUGUCAGAAAAAGUGUUCGGGCGAGGUGCUGCGCGUUUCGGAUCGCUACUUCCACAAGACAUGCUUCCAGUGCACCAAGUGUCACAAGUCGCUAGCUACCGGGGGGUUUUUCUCGAAGGAUGGUUCCUACUACUGCACAUUCGACUAUCAGAAGCUCUACGGCACCAAGUGUGCCGCCUGCGGUCAGUACGUUGAGGGUGAGGUUGUGUCAACGAUGGGCAACACAUAUCAUCAGAAGUGCUUCACCUGCAGCAAAUGCAAACAGCCAUUCAAAUCUGGCAGCAAGGUUACCAACACCGGCAAGGAGGUGCUGUGCGAGGGCUGUGUGAAAUGUCCACCCGGUAGCGGGGUAGGCGGUGGAGGAGCAUCUGUUGGGUCGCCUACGGUUGGUGGUGGUGCAUCGGCCACAGUUUCGCCCAAGAGCCGUGCGAUUGAACAGAAGCAGGAGCAGCGUACGAUCAAGGAGAUCACCUCGAGUCCAACGAAAGCUGCCACGCUACAGCACCAUCAGGAGACGGUUAAGAAGCAGCAGCAGUUGCUUCAGAACGGUGGCAAACAACCGGACCCGAACGAUUGUGUCGGUUGUCAGCAGCAGCUGAAGGAAGGCCAAGCACUGAUUGCUCUCGAUCGUCAGUGGCAUAUUUGGUGCUUCAAAUGUAAUGCCUGCGGUACGACACUGAAUGGAGAGUACAUGGGUAAGGACGGUGUACCGUACUGUGAGAAAGACUUCCAGAAGUCGUUCGGUGUCAAGUGUGCACACUGCAACCGGUACAUUAGCGGCAAGGUGUUGCAAGCCGGUGAUAACCAUCACUUCCAUCCCACGUGCGCACGUUGCACCAAGUGCGGCGAUCCAUUCGGCGAUGGAGAGGAGAUGUAUCUGCAGGGUGGCGCCAUCUGGCACCCGAGAUGCGGUCCCGGACCGUCGUCCGAAGCCGGCAUCUUGAACGGCGUCGAUACGAACGGUUUUAACACCGAGACGGAGUUCGAUCGCACCAGCACUAGUGGUAUGAGUGAAAUUCAGUUCACGUAUCGUUCACAAACUCCGAGUGUUAAUGGUUCAGUUUAUAGUCCCUACACGCAUAGAAAGUAUCAUCGCACCACCAGCCCGGGGUUAAUAUUAAGAGAAUACAAAAAUCAAGGCUAUGAGGAUAUCGCCCGUAUCUAUACCUACAGCUACCUUACCGAGGAACCCGGUUACCUGCGGCGCCCAAUCGAACCGUACGAUAGGGUCCCGGUGUCACCGCACUUUCACCGACCGGCACACUAUUCCUCCAUGGGUGGUACGGCCAGCAGUGUCGGUACGCGGUCCACAUCCGGUUCGCGUUCGCACUCGCGCAGUCGCAGCGCUAUGAAGGUGCUGGUCGAUAGCAUCCGAUCGGAAACACCCCGUCCGAAGAGCCCGGGCAUGAACAACGAGGAGCCGAUCGAGCUGAGCCACUAUCCCGCGGCUAAGAAGCCUCCGCCAGGCGAGAAACCAAAGAUCGAACGGGAUGAUUUCCCGGCCCCGCCUUACCCGUACACGGAUCCGGAGCGUCGUCGCCGCUAUUCCGACUCGUACAAGGGUGUACCUGAAUCAGACGACGAAGUCGAUCAUGCGAAUAAUAAGGAAAACGUCACGGAAAAACGUCACACGAAGGAGGAAGAAGAACUUCGCAAACUGAAAUCAUCCGGCAUGGGUACGGUUAUACUGAAGGAUCUACAAGAGAAGAAGCGCUACGAACACUGGAAGCAGGAAAAUCUAGACCCACGCAACGCUUCCCGCACGCCGUCCGCUGCGAAGGAGCCAAUGCACCGAAUGCGCUACGAAUCACCGGUUGGUGCAUCGCCUUCGCGUAACCUAGACCAUCAGAAACCAUUCUACGAGGAUGAGUUCGAUCGCUCCACCAGUUACCGUGGAUCGGUCGGUCGUGCCAUUGGAAACGCGACCAGUUACAAUGCCAUCCAUUCGUACAGGUCACCUCCGAAGCCGGGAUAUGGAUUCAAAACGUCCACACUGCCACCGUCGCUAAGAAACGGUUACAGCUCCGAUUUCUCGUUCAGCGGACUCGGAGAUAAGACCCACAGUACGGAGUUCAGCUGCGGUAAAAGCGACAUUUCCGGCGAUUCCAUAACUGAAGGCGAUCGUCGUGCGUUGGGUGCAGAGAUUCCUGCCUCCAGUACGUAUUCCGGUGCACUUUCCUAUCACUACCCGCAGCAACCAACACGUCGCAGCUUGCCCAAUAUGGCCCACUCGAUGCUGGUGCACGAGCCGGCCAAAAUUUAUCCUUAUCAUCUGCUUCUAAUCACUAACUACCGAUUGCCGUCUGAUGUCGAUAGAUGUAAUCUAGAGCGUCACCUAUCGGAUGUGGAGUUUGAAGCCAUUCUUCAAUGUACGCGGCCAGAGUUUUACCGUAUGCCCCAGUGGAAGCGCAAUGACAUGAAGCGACGUGCACGCUUGUUUUAA
Molecule: messenger RNA, 2520 nt
Organism: Anopheles marshallii
Lineage: Eukaryota; Metazoa; Arthropoda; Insecta; Diptera; Culicidae
Gene: Unc-115a
Product: actin-binding LIM protein 1
Exons: 11
Coding region: 1-2520 (839 amino acids)
Biological process (GO): cytoskeleton organization; lamellipodium assembly
Cellular component (GO): actin cytoskeleton
Molecular function (GO): actin filament binding
Source: RefSeq, a predicted model, not a curated record